Messenger RNA from Medicago truncatula (barrel medic), 860 nucleotides. RefSeq names its product eukaryotic translation initiation factor 5A-5. The record is from RefSeq and is a predicted model, not a curated record. Gene Ontology annotation, biological process: positive regulation of translational termination; positive regulation of translational elongation. Gene Ontology annotation, molecular function: ribosome binding; translation elongation factor activity; RNA binding. Lineage: Eukaryota; Viridiplantae; Streptophyta; Magnoliopsida; Fabales; Fabaceae. The coding region runs from base 71 to 511 and encodes 146 amino acids. The transcript is spliced from 6 exons.
AAAAUGUCUAUAAAAGAAAACGAGAAAACAAAAACAUGAUGAUUGCGUGAGAAGAACAAAGAAGUGAAACAUGUCAGACGAGGAACACCAUUUUGAGUCCAAAGCAGAUGCUGGAGCAUCAAAGACAUAUCCACAACAAGCUGGUACAAUCCGCAAAAAUGGUCACAUUGUUAUAAAAAACAGACCCUGCAAGGUAGUUGAAGUUUCAACUUCUAAAACUGGAAAGCAUGGACAUGCAAAGUGUCAUUUUGUUGGUAUUGAUAUCUUCACUGGCAAAAAACUUGAAGAUAUUGUUCCUUCUUCUCAUAACUGUGAUGUUCCUCAUGUUAAUCGCACUGAUUAUCAGCUCAUUGAUAUCUCAGAGGAUGGAUUUGUGAGUUUGCUGACUGAGAGUGGUGGUACUAAGGAUGACCUUAAGCUUCCUACCGAUGAAACUCUGCUUUCGCAGGUAAGUUGUGUAAUAGCUUGCUGCAAACACAUUAUCAAACAAGAUCAAGGAUGGAUUUGGUGAAGGUAAAGAUCUGAUUGUGUCUGUCAUGUCUGCUAUGGGUGAGGAGCAGAUUUGUGGCCUCAAGGACAUUGGCCCCAAGUAAUAAAUCCAUGAAUGCUUCUUGAAAAGGAGAAGAUAUAUUUAAUAUUUGUGUGUGAUUGUUGUGUAAAAAGACCAAUCUAAAUUUGUGCAAAUUCUUACAAGAUAUGGUAAUGGUUAACUUUAUUGAGUCUUUGACCACUUAUAUUUUUGUGGUCUAAGAUCAAUACUUGAACCAUCAAGUCUGUUAUAAGUUGUGAAGAAGUUACAUUGGUUACUGGCCAGUAACAUUAAUUAUGUGCUAAUAUAAGACCCUCUAACGUUUCUAUAA